This is a messenger RNA of Aspergillus niger, 648 nucleotides long. RefSeq lists its product as uncharacterized. The record is from RefSeq and is a predicted model, not a curated record. Gene Ontology annotation, molecular function: peptidyl-tRNA hydrolase activity. Gene Ontology annotation, cellular component: mitochondrion; cytosol. Bases 1 to 648 code for a protein of 215 amino acids. NCBI's taxonomy places the organism in Eukaryota, Fungi, Ascomycota, Eurotiomycetes, Eurotiales, Aspergillaceae. The transcript has 2 exons.
AUGUCCGACCUCGACCGCACACCCCCCUCGACAGCCGCCUACGUGGUCGCGACGGCCAUCCUAGCCGGCAUAACGGGCUACUUCAUCGGCCAAGGCAGCACCCUAGGUCUCUUCAGCAACAAAGAAAAAGAAGGCUGGCCGAACAGCUACAAUGUGAAACCGCACCUAGACUCGUCGGACGAAGACUACGAAUCCGAAGAGGAAGAAGAGGACAGUGAAGAAGAAGGCGACGGCACUGAGCUCGCCAACUUCGAUAGCUCCAAUGAAGAAGUGAAAUUGGUUCUUGUCGUGCGGACGGAUCUGGGUAUGACGAAGGCGCAUGCUGAUAGUUCUGAUGUUGCAGGUAAAAUCGCCGCCCAAUGCUCCCACGCUACACUCGCAUGCUACAAAUACCUCACGGCGUACACGCCUAACAGCGGCAUCCUGCGACGAUGGGAAUCGCAGGGUCAGGCGAAGAUCGCGCUGCAGGUCAAGUCGGAGGAGGAGAUGGAGGAGAUGCAGGCCAAGGCGAUUAGUUUGGGACUUUGCGCCAGGGUGAUUACGGAUGCUGGACGGACGCAGAUUGCUAGUGGGAGUCGCACGGUGUUGGGGGUUUUGGGACCCAAGAGUGUGGUGGAUUCUGUGACGGGACAUUUGAAGUUGUUGUAG